AGGCAAACCUUGUCCGAGAAAGUUGUCAGUGUCGGAGUGCGCCGAAUCGCGUUUCGUUGGCGAAUCAUCCAAAUUAAUGUGCUCCCAGACUCGAAUAUACAUGCAAAUCGGCGAAAACAGUUCAAUCCGAGUGCCAUGCCAAAUCAAAGCAAACAAAGCACCAAACAUCUCAUGACAUUCACAUAAAAUACAAAACACACGAGAGAGAGAGAGAGAGAGAUCUGCAACACUUAAAACCCCCAAAACUAAACCAAAACCAAAACCACACCGAACUCCCGAGAAACCAUCGAAGCUAUAGAACCCUCCAGCAAAGGGAGAGAGAGAAUGUUGCUCGCGUCCGUGGUGGUGUGCCAAGUGGAGAGAUUGCUAUGCAUGCCGAUCAGCUUUGCCGUGUUCGCCUUCCUCUUCAUGGCCUGCGCCCUGGAGGUGGUUCUGCUGAAGACAACCACCAGUGAUCCGGUGUUCGGGCGGCCGCCCGACGACGGGGACGAGGCCGGGGACGACGAGUCCGAGGAGCAGAUCUACUAUGAGAAUCUCGGCAACAACUACGAGCACUGGGCCCGCCGACGGAUGCGUUUCCAUCAGAGGCAACAGCAACAGCAGCAGCAGCAGCAGCUGAUUACUUAGAUGCAGAAUUUGCAAUCGGUUGGGUAUCGGCUAUGACUGGUUUGCCUUUGUUUUUCGAAAUUACAUAGUGUAUAGGAGAGAGAGAGUGUGCAAUGUUUUUGUUUUUCGUUUGUAAGCGAUUGCCAGCCAGACAUUUCAUUUGAAUAAGUUACCCAAAUUGUUUGUGAUUGAUUGUCAAUUUUGAGCACGUUGUACCACAACGACCAGCACAACAAAACA
This is a messenger RNA of Drosophila subobscura, 846 nucleotides long. RefSeq lists its product as uncharacterized. The record is from RefSeq and is a predicted model, not a curated record. The coding region runs from base 325 to 627 and encodes 100 amino acids. The transcript has a single exon. Lineage: Eukaryota; Metazoa; Arthropoda; Insecta; Diptera; Drosophilidae.